Molecule: messenger RNA, 315 nt
Organism: Lactuca saligna
Lineage: Eukaryota; Viridiplantae; Streptophyta; Magnoliopsida; Asterales; Asteraceae
Source: the annotation of a GenBank genome assembly
AUGUUGCUUGCACCGACGAUAGGGACUUCCGAUGCAAGAGGGGGAGAAAUCUUUGUGACAAGCUGGAAGAGAAGCUCAGAUUUUCAACUCCGAAAAACCAUUUCCGAUGAAGAAAAAAAGAAUUGGUCUUCCUGGCCAUCAAUUUUGGUUGAUUCCUUCAAGCACAACAGGGAGAUGGAAAACAUCAAAAUGAAGCUAAUUUUUUAUGCUUUUCGAGUGACUCAAUCGAUGCCACCUAUAAUCCCUUCUCCCAAGAUUGUUCAAAUCAAUGAAGUAUCCCCAAUCAAUAAUGAUGAUGAUCUUCCUACCCCGUAA